AUGGCUGAUAAGAGUCCAGGGAAGUCGCCCACGCCCUCGGGUGGGGGCGGCGACGACGACCGCGGCAGAACUGAAAAGCGGCCGCGGUCUCUGCUCAACAAGGUGUCGUUCUUCGAGCAGGUGUGGUGGGGUCGGGCCAGGUCGCCCUCGAUCGAGAGGGCGGGCGCCGGACGCAGGGAGGGCGGCAUCUCUCCCGACGUGGAGGUCGGAACGGAGGUGGUGGUGGAGGACGUGGUCGACGAUGGCCCCGGCCGGGAGAAGCGACCCCGGAGGACGAGCGUGAGCCCCGAGCGCCACGACCAGCAGCGGCGGUCGUCCGAGGAGGAGUGGGAGUGGGUGGAGGACGAGAGCAGCUCCUCCACGCUCGCCGAGGAUAUCGAGCGGCGCCUGGAGGAGCGGCGGAGGAUGCGCUCGAGCAGCAUCUCGCCCACGAGGGAGUGGGUGCAGCUGCGGCGGGGCAGCGACGAGGCGAAGGGCCAGGAGCGCCGCGAGCCACGCCCGAGCCCUGGGAGUCCACCUACUCCGCCCGCGGAGGUGCGCCAGCGGCUGUCGUCGCCCGUGAAGGAGUGGCCGCAGCUUCGGCAGUCGCCCGGGCCGAGGUCAAGCCGCGGCACGACGCCCGAGCCGAGGUCGAGCCGAGGCGCCACGCCCGAGCGCGAGGAGGCGCCGGAGGCCGAGGCCAGGAGGAGCCCGGCGCGGCAGCUGGUGAGCCGCGAGGUGGUGGCGAAGGCCGAGCGCCGCGGCGGCGUGGCCAAGGCCGUCACCUCGACGACGCACACGACGACGGUCUGGGGCGCCGCCGAGGACACCAAGCCGCACACGGAGACGCACUCCUCCAGCGACCGCCUGGAGGAGGACGACCCCGACAGCGCCGGCCAGGAGGGCUUCCAGCGCGUCGAGGAGGAGGAGCGGGAGAGCAUGGAGCGCGGCGACCGCGUCAGGUACAACCGCGUCGUGGUGCGCCGCACCGUCGAGCGCACCGUCAGCACGUCGCCCUCGCCGGAGCCGAUGGAGCAGGAGGGCGCCGUGUCCCCGCGGCUCCUCAGCCCCUCCCCGCCCCCCGGCGAGGCCGGCGCGACGCCUCAGCACGCUCACAAAACCCGCAGCAGAACCAAGUCGGGACCAAGAUCAAGACUCCGAUCCCGCACGCCCUCCGUCGAGCGCAUCCUGGAGGUGGAGGAGGCGGAGGACUCCCCCGCAGUGUCUCUCUCCUCCUCGACCGACCCGCGAAUCCUGGAUGCCCCCGAGGAAGAGCAACGCGCCGCCAGCGCCGCCAGCAAGAGCAGCGCGUCCCCAGAUCAGUCUGGAAAGAUGCCCGGCGAGCAGGCCUCCAGCAGGAGCGGGCAGGACGCGGCGAGCCCCGACGAGCGCCUGACGAUGGAGGCGGUGAGCACCGUGCAGUGGGAGGAGGGCGGCACCCGCAACGAGGUCCGCCGCUACAGCACCCGGGUCCUGAUCCGCGACCGCGACCCGAACUACACCAAGUACGUGAUGACCUCCCGCACCGCCUCCCGCGACUCGCUCUUCUCCACCGCCAGCAGCAGCGAGGAGUCGCCGCGGUGGGAGGGCGCCCCCGCCUGGGUGGCCAGGGUCACCCCGCAGCCCGUCGACGAAGACGCACCGGAAGGAGACAAGGGGGUCUUCCGACAGAGGUCCAAGCAGUACCAGCAGCAUAUUUCCAGCCUCAAAGCAACCCCAUCCCUCAGUAUCAAAAGAAUCCAGUUAUCGCUCCCGAAGACUUACGAGGAAUUCGAGGAAGGGGGAGGGCGAGAGGGCGAGAGGCGAACAUUCCCCACGCCCCAAAAUGUGUAG
Molecule: messenger RNA, 1812 nt
Organism: Penaeus vannamei (Pacific white shrimp)
Lineage: Eukaryota; Metazoa; Arthropoda; Malacostraca; Decapoda; Penaeidae
Source: RefSeq, a predicted model, not a curated record